UGUUCUUACCUGAGAAUUUUCGUGAAGCAUUACCUGUGAAGCUUACUGAGAACUAACAUUAUAUUGUCGGAAAUUACUUGCGGUAGGAAUUUUCUUAUAAAACAUUGAAGAUGCCGGGGUUUCCAAAGGCCACGCAUAUAACCAUAGUUGGUGGUGGAAAAGGGGCCCAUGUUUUAGCGGGUCUAUCGUCCUUGGUUGGAAAUGCCACUGUCACUGUCGUAAGCACACACGAAGAUGAAGCCGAACGAUGGACGGCGGCUAUGAAAAAAGGCGGAUUCGUAGUAAAGUAUAGCAGCGGUUCAAAAUCGUCGCAAGCAGCAGGAAAGGUGAAGUUUACUGUAAGAAAUGAUUUCGAGGAAAGCAUCAAGAUCUCAGAUAUUGUUGCCAUUUGUUUGCCAGCAAGUUUACAUGAAAGUGUGUUAAAGCAGAUUGUUCCAUUGCUUCAAGAGAAUUGUCUUGUUAUUGGAUUUCCAGGUUUUACAGGAUUCGAGUAUCAAGUAAUUGCUAUCUUGAAGGAACGCGAAAAGACAUGCAAUGUAUUAUCCAUUGGUACCUUGCCAUGGGUUUGUAGAAUAGUUAAAUAUGGCGAAGAGGUAGAAGUUAUUGCCGCGAAAGAAGUGGUACAUGCGUGGCUGAUGGAAAGGUCAAAAGAAAAACUUUCUCCGCUUCAAAAAGUCCAGAUGCUAAUCGGGUCAAAACCUGCACUGAAAGUAGUAACAAAUAUUCUUAAAUAUACACUUAUGAAAAUACCUGUAAUUAACCAAUCGUUGGUGUACCAAAAAUGGAAGGAUUGGGACGGCAAAGCCGUUGAUAAAGAGCCUCUUAUGUAUCAGGAAGUAGACGAAAAUUCAAUGCGUUAUAUCGAUGGGAUAUCGAGUGAAAUUAACGACCUUGCCAAUAUUCUGACAAAACGGUUCCCUUCUCUUGAUGGCACCGCAUUGAUUAAUGUACAGCAGAAUUUGAUAGAGGAAUACCCUGGUCUCAUUAAGGACAAGUCAUCAAUUCUGUCUUGUCUGAAAACAAACACAGCUUUGGAAGGAUUGGUUUACCCAAUGACAAAGACAACAGAUGACACCUUUGUUCCGAACUUUCAGCACGAGUUUAUCACAGAGGAGAUUCCAUACGGCUUGCUUAUUGUUAAACAGAUGGUAGACAUGGUGGAAUUGAAGACGCCGAUCAUUGAUGAAGUCAUACAGUGGUCACAAGAGAAAAUCGGAGCCAAGUACAUGAAGGAGGGAGAACUCAGUUACGUUGACCGCAAACGAGGACGGCUACCGAUGGCUUAUGGAAUCGAUACCAUUGAAGAAUUCGUGGAUUUCUUUUCAGUAACCAACUAGUUACUGUAACAGAAAGAACGAGUGGUGGAGAUUGAUGUUUGUUGUUUCAGUUUAUGAGUUUUGUUAAUGUACUUAAAACAGUUUUGCUGCGAGAAACAUUGGUUGUUGCUUAUAUUUGCAAAUAUUCUUCAUUAAUUUAUAAACACGUUAUACAAUUUUAUAUACAACAAGAUGAUAGCGUUCAUCAAGAGACAAAAUACUCAUUUAGAAAGUAUAAAGUCAAAAUAAUGAGUGUAAACGUCUAUUUAUUAGGUCGCACAAAUAUUUGUUCUACUGAGUUAGACGCCCCAAAAUAGGAGCGAGCGAGCAGACAAAAAGACAGAAGAAAAAUUCAAAUAUCUUUACUCCAUAUCGAUAUUAUCACAUGAAAGCGCAACAUACUGUGUCCAUAUACAUUGAAUAUAUCUGCCAAUCAUAUUUUAAGGUUGAUAAUGAACUGUGCCAAUAAUUAAUUCUAAAUGCAUGUUGUACAGGGUUUGCCAACUUUGCCCCUGAAUUUGUUAGUGAUCGCUGAAAAUUACUUGUGGCAUGUGCCAAUGUUUUGUGCAGUUCUGUCAUUCUGAAAACAACUGAUAUAAUUGGAGACAUAACUUCCACAUUCUCAGACGAACAAUCACAACCAUUCGCCUAAUGCAAUUAAUUCACAAUACUAAUCGGUCUUUCUUGC
Dreissena polymorpha is the source of this 2004-nucleotide messenger RNA. Its product is annotated as opine dehydrogenase-like. Bases 111 to 1337 code for a protein of 408 amino acids. Gene Ontology annotation, molecular function: oxidoreductase activity. NCBI's taxonomy places the organism in Eukaryota, Metazoa, Mollusca, Bivalvia, Myida, Dreissenidae. The transcript has 2 exons. The record is from RefSeq and is a predicted model, not a curated record.